AUGGCAAACAUUAGAUCAUCGAAACGUGCUCCGCGUAAGCGCAAGUUCAAAUCAGACGGUAAAAUCGAUCCUUCUGACCUCCCUACAAUUAUUGUGAAGAGGGUUAGAUCAUCGGAAUGUGCUCCGCGCAAGCGCAAGUUCGAAUCAGACGGUGAAAACGACCCUUCUGACCUCCCCACAAUUAUUGUGAGGAGGGCGAAGCCCUCAGUGGCAAGUCAGGAGACGGUCCGAACCUACAUCAGCACAGGACGGCCGACUCGCGGCUAUACGCUGCUGUUCCACAAGGCGCCCAUCCUGAAGGUGGUCGGAGCACCUCUCCGAACCCACAUCAGCACCACACGGCCAACUCGAGGCUAUACUCUGAUGUUCAAAGAAACGCCCAUUCUCAAGGUGGUUGGAGUACCUCCUGCGGCGCGCACUCCUUCGCCACCGCCUGCUCCUCCUUCGACUCCUCCUCCUCCGCCUCAUCGUACCUCUCCUCCGCUACCUCUCUUCUUGCCCAGCCCUCCGUCUAGUCCGGAGCCUUCGAUGUUUGGUUAUUGUAGGGAGCUUUUGCUUUGA
Messenger RNA from Suillus paluster, 561 nucleotides. RefSeq lists its product as uncharacterized. The transcript has 3 exons. The record is from RefSeq and is a predicted model, not a curated record. Lineage: Eukaryota; Fungi; Basidiomycota; Agaricomycetes; Boletales; Suillaceae. The coding region runs from base 1 to 561 and encodes 186 amino acids.